Molecule: messenger RNA, 6296 nt
Organism: Rhipicephalus microplus (southern cattle tick)
Lineage: Eukaryota; Metazoa; Arthropoda; Arachnida; Ixodida; Ixodidae
Gene: Sse
Product: extra spindle pole bodies like 1, separase
Biological process (GO): meiotic chromosome separation; proteolysis
Cellular component (GO): centrosome; nucleus; cytoplasm
Molecular function (GO): cysteine-type endopeptidase activity
Source: RefSeq, a predicted model, not a curated record
CCUGCUAGCACGAAGUCAUCACUUUGCAGGUCGCCUUUUUGAUCACCAUUUUCUCGUCGACUACAGGGAGGAAUAGAAGUCUGUAAUGCGAGAUGGCUGGGCAACUUAUUAUUAAGAAGCUCAAGGCUGGCACCUUUGAAGGGCUCUCAAAUGAUGUAAAGAGUUGCAUAGCCUCCACAUGCAACGACCCGCACAAGUGUGGAGACUUCAUCAAAGAUUUGUUCUCACAAAUCGUGAAGUCCCACGAUUCUGGUGCCCCGCACAAGAUCCCACAGGAAAUUUUGAAGUCUAUAGAACUGGGCCUGCAUACUCUUAACAAUGUCCUAAGAACGUGCGACAUCACUGACCAUCUCAACAUUUCAUACCACAUCUUUACCUUACUCCUAAAAGAGGAACAACUUUGGCAGGCAUUAACAGCGGCCCAAGUAAUGCUGUCUCUGCUCGAAACAAUGGACUGCCAGAGCCCCAAGGCUUCAAUCGUGAUUUCCAAUGCAUAUGUGCAGCUGUGGAAUACUGCGCUCGAAUUGCGUCAGAAAGGAAUGCAGGAUGACCACGCGAUUGCCUUCGAACUGCUGCUGCAUGCUUUGAACUUCCUCUGCCUCAAGGGCGAAAUCGUGGCCGUCGCCGAGAAGCACAGCAUCGCUGCGAGUUGGUGUGCCAUCAAAUUGAAAAAUGAACCGUGGCUAGAACGGCUACGUCGAUGCGUCUUGCCCGCCAUUUCUGCACUCCUCAAGCGCACGCCCUCGAAUCUGCGAGCGUGCGUGCCGGUUGUUGUUGACAUGCUCCUUGACCAGCAUAAAAUGAGCUUCAAGCUGGGCAAGAACUUCAGCCUCGUGGCUGAAUGGCAAAGCGUCGCGAACGAAGCGUUGUUUGGCCACGAGGUUUCUCUCUACCACCACGUAACUUCUUUGCUGAGUGUCGUGGAUCAGGUGUCUGUCGUGAGCCUGUGCGUGACCGAAGGGAACAGUCCAGUACCCAACAUCAAGCUUCCCAAGAAUGUCCUGUGGUGGGAGUGUCGGCCCUGUGCCGAGGAGUUCGUUUGCGUUGCCUCCUGCAUGCAGGUGGUCCUGAUGCGACUGCAUGCCGCAGAACUGUUCAUUCAAGGCGCCUCCAGCCGGCAAGAGUUUGUGGCUGCCAUCACUGCAAUCCUGGGUCUCAGACCUUUCGUCAAGCAGUAUCUAAGCUGCCUUGGCGACAUCAAGGCAGAUCUAUCGCACGUCUUGGUGGCCUUACGAAUGCUCAGGGCCUUGCUCAUACUACAGACCUACUUCAUCCAAGAGACAAAAGACAAGGAUGAAUGUGCAAAGGUGCUCACUUUCCCAGAAAAAUUCUGCCCAUCAUCGCUCCUCAAGAUUGCAGAAGCAUCUGUUGCUGAAACGACAGAAAUAGGCCUUCUCAGUAGGACAUUUUACGCUUUGGCAUACAACUGUUUCCAAAAAAAGGCCAACAAACAUGUUGCCUUCUACACCAAGAUCAGCGUGGAGCUGGCUGUCCUGCAUGUAUCUCACCACCCAGAGGACAACACUGUGAAUUUUCAGAAGGACUUCUGGAAGCGGUGCGAGCUGCUGCUGUGGCAGUACAGGCAAGAGAAGCAAUACGCUGAGGCACUGCUCAUCACGGGAAAAGUCGUGAACUUGGGUACCGAGCUGCGUUCCCAGGCCUUGGUUCGCUGGGUCAGGAUCCGAAAGGAAAUGGACGCCUUGCCCAAGUUCCGAGGGAGCCUUCUAAAACUGCUGGAGGUGCACGGCGCUCCUCGGGAAAUGACUGUAGAGGACAGAUUUAUGUUCCUGAUUUUUGAGUUGAACAUCUCCGUGAAAGAAGGGCUGUCUGCAGAUGUAUGUGUGGACUUGUUCCACGAGCUGAAAGAGCUUGCACCGCAGGUCAACAGCAAGCUGGCACGCAGCUGCGUCCUUGUUGAGAGCACCCUGCUCCUGUACCGCUAUCCGUUUAUGGAUUUCAACCUCGAGUGCACAUUCGACGAGAGUUUCGAGAAAGCCCUGAGCAGUGUAGAGGAUCUGCUGAAGACCAACAACAAGACAACUGCUGACAUAGCGAGGCUACUGAACGCUGCCUGCCUCUUCUGGCUAAACAUGAGCAAAGUUGAAAUGUUGCGAAAGUUUGCUCCCAAGGAUCUGGCAGAAGCAGCUGUGGAUCCUGUGGAGAUCAAGUGCGAUGACCCCAUUCUGAGCCAAGCAUUGGCCGAAGACAAAGACUACUCAUGUGAUGCCACUCAGAAUUACCGACACAUCAAUGUAGGUUACGAACUCUCAGCCCAGAAGAACUUGGACCAGGUUCUGGAAAUGUGGUGCACAGCUUUUGAACGGCCUUCUUCUGAAUGGAGCCUCAUGUUUCGUGAUCUAGUGGAAUGCUGGUUCUUUGAGCAUGUCAAGGUGGUCUGUGAAGUGUACGCUUCAUCAUUCAGAUUCUUGGAGGAAAUCAAGGCUGCAACACUGUGGUACAGCGUGGCCACGGAUCGGAACAUGAACCAGGAGACCGUGCUGGCUGCCUCUUACCUCAUAAAUGCCCUGAUCAAGGUGGGCCUGGUGGACGCAGCUGCCGACGUGGCCCAUCAGACCGAGGCUGUGGCCAAUCAACUGGACGAAGGCCUGCCAAGACUUCGGUUCGUGUUGGCAAGGGCACACCUGCUCUACAAUCAAGAAAAGUACGACGAAGGUUUCCAACUACUGGAUCAGCUUCUCAAUCACCCACUGCUCCAGAAGAACAACAAGUCAUCCCUGCUGUUCGUGGCCGAGGUGAAGCUUCUGGUCUGCAGGUACUCACUCCUGCCGGCCCCAAUAAGUGCACCGUUCCAUGCCAAGGGGCAGCUCGAGUGCAACACUCCCAUCAUCCUUGCCCAGGAGUCCUUGAGGCUAUCGCAGGGUGUUAUGCAACACUUCUCUGAAAACACCGUAGCCGAGCCUUGUGAUCUUUUUACUACGUGGACCCUGGAACGAAUGUUGCUAGACUCUGCAGCUCUUCUAGGACAGCUCUACUCUAACAUUGGGGCUGCUAAGGAGGCUUACGCUUUCCUCAAGGAAUACCUUCGUAGGGCUCAAGGAAUGGUGUCGGCGACAAGAUGUGCUAGGCUUGUCCUGCUCAUUGCAAACUUGGAUCUGCUUUGCGAGAAGCUGUACGACGUCAGAAGCAAGCUCUCCAGCGUCGAAUUCAUGCUGCACCUGAAAAACUUCAGCUGCCCAACAAGGCUCGAAGGUGAGGAAGGGGUCACCGUGACAAAUCUGGACGUCACGGGAUGUUCGGACAUGGAGGAAAAGACAUACGACAAGUACUCGUGCCCCGCUCGCAGCUACUCCAUGGCCGUGGUCCUCUUCCUCAAGCAGGAGAGUGCGCUCAAGUCUCCGCCAUCAGUCCCCAGCCUGGACAAGAUUCACGACGCCGACUGCAGCUGCCAGCUGUGCGAGUUCUAUGCGACCAGGCAGUUGUGGAUCGAGCGCGACCUGCUCAAGUGCUUGCUGUACAUCACAGUUGGAGACGUCACCGCAGCCAUAGGUGGUCUGCAGACAUUGCUCGAACUUGUGGGCUCGCUGCACCAGAAGCUGUCGAAGGAAGCGACCUCCGCAGCGUCCUUCCUCAAGCGCCGCCUCUCGAAGACCUUCCUCUGCGGCCAGAACAGGGCGGUGGGCGCCUGGGGUGAGCUACUGACCCUGCAGACCACGAUUCUCCUGCACCUCUCCGAGGCCCAUCUGCAGAGAAAGAGCUACCGGACGUCGCUCGAGAAAGCGGACGAGGGUCUCAAGGUCAUCUCGCUAAAUGGCUGUGGCAAUAAGAGCCACUGGAAAAUGUUUGCCAGCCUGGCGCAUCAGAAGGUUAGGGUGCUGGUCACCAUGUCUCGCAAGAGCAGGGACUCUUCCGGAGACCUCAAGGGCAGCCCCCUCUGGAUUGGCAACACUUGCGAGCACGCCUCUGCGACGAACACUGCCGAUGCGAAUGCUGCAUCGCCUCCGAGGCGCUCCGAGAGGCGUACGGCGCCGCUCACUGCCCCGAAAGCUCCGAAGGCACGUCGAGACGCACCCAUAGACUUGUAUCUGAAGAGCUUGGGCCGUGUUGAGGCAAAGAGUGUUGCAAAAAAGGUGAAGGAUGACGGAGCUGCGUUUGUCGUUUUUGACGAGUCAGUUGAGGACUGCGUUGGUAGGGAGAAACCCAGUGUUGCCAGAGCUAGCAGGAAAGCGAGUGCCCGAACGAGGGCUGCUGCCACUACUGCAGGUGCUGGGGAUGCGAAUGACGACAUUGACAAGCCAGAAGUACCACGCCUGCCAAAAAAGCAGGUUCGUGCCCAGCGUAAAGCUGCAAAGACUGAUCUGGUGUCCACGAGCAGCAGCAAAGAUGCGGAGACGAGAGCCAGCGAUGAAAGUGCAAGUGAACAGGCACCGACGAACAGUGUGCCAGGUGCUUCCACGGCUUUGCUCAACACAAUUGAUGAGGAAGAGGAGGCAGUUGCCUCGAUUGCACGGUUCUCGCUGCAAGAGAGACAACCGAGAUUGGUUGAGGACGUUCCGUACGUGGAGCACAACACACCGUUCACUGAAGAGCAGCUAGCAUCUUGCAAACCUCAAGCACUUGAUGACAUGGUGUCACUGCUCGACAAAGCCUUUGAGCUAAUCAUUCAUUUUCCGCCAUUCCCUCUGUAUGCCGAGAUGAGCAGAACUAUGAUGCAUCUACUGGACCUUCAGGAAAGGCACAGCAAGGACCACAAGACUGCCUCUCUUUGGUACGUUAGUCAGACAUCCUCAGUGACUCUGCAACACAUUGGUCUCAACUGCCUCUACAAGAAGCUCAAAAAGCAGAAGGCUGCUGCAUUGAAUGAUGCAGUUCAAGACUUCACAUUCAGCGAGGAGGAUGUCAUCAAGGCAGAAGCUCUCAGUUUCAGAUUGCUGUCUGAGCUCAAAACCACGCAGCUCGCUGAUAUCUAUGAGCUUCUACCGGCUGAUUGGACUGUGGUGCAGGUGACAGCUGCCGAGUCCCUCACAAAGGGCCCCGGUGGUGUCACCCUGACACCCGACUUGUUUGUCUGCCAGUGUAGAAAAGGAAAGGCACCGAUCAUGGUCAAGCUCAGUGGCUCAUCCGAUCAGCAGUUCCACACGGUUCUCUUCAAGGAAUUCAAGGGAAUCUUGGAUGAAAGCACAGCCACCAUGAAAAUGACGGAGCCACCUCUGUGGUGGUCUGUUCGACGCGCCUUAGACAAGAGAAUGAAGGACGUACUGAAUAGCAUCGAGAACGUCUGGAUGGGCUGCUGGAAGGGAGUCUUUCAUGGCAAGAUUGUCGAUGCCGGUGCGUACAAGGACCUGAGAGACGCCGUAGUCCAAGUGGUGUCCAAGGCGACGAAACACAAGUUAGAGUGCUCCAGCAACCGACUACUCGAAGCGGUGAUCGACUCGGCCACAGACCUCACGGAUUACCAGCUGUCCAUCGCGGUGUGCCAGCUGUUCGGGAUCCGUAGCUCACAUGCUGUUCACAAUGUUCUCUGCAACCUCAUCAAAUCCAAAGCAAGCCCAGACACUCCACGACAUCCGGUUAUUCUCAUCUUGGACAAGGCCGUACAAGCGCUGCCGUGGGAGAGCACGCCAAUCCUGCUGAAGAACUCCGUGAGCAGGGUGCCGUCACUCAACUACCUGCGUGCCCAGCUUCUGCAGUACCACUACGUGGCUGAGAAUGUCUACACCCAACACGUGGACACCACCAAGACGUACUACAUUCUAAACCCAACGAACGACAUACCAAGGACACAGGCCCAGUUCCAGGACAUCUUCACAGGCUUGGGUUGGCAGGGAGUGACAGGCAAGCCCCCCAGUAAAGAAGAAUUUCAGGCAGCCCUCAUUGGCAAGGAUCUCAUUGUCUACUGUGGCCAUGGAUCAGGGCGCGAGUACCUCGUGAGUGAAGUCAUUGAGCAAAUGCGCUGUCAUGCCUGCCCGAUCCUGAUGGGCUGUGGCAGUGGUCGUCUCAAGGUGUUCGGGCAAAAGAUAGAGCCUUUUGGAGUGGUCCUCCAGUACUGGAUUGGAGGCAGCCCCUCCAUAGUUGCCAACCUGUGGGAUGUCACUGACAAGGACAUUGACAGGUUCACAGAGACAUUCCUCAGGCACUGGGUCCCCCAGCUGGGCUCGGACAGCCACAUCUCGGACAUCACCACCGCUGUCCGGCUCGCCAGGAAGAGCUGCAGACUGCAGUACCUCGUUGGUGCUGCUCCCGUUGUUUACGGACUACCCGUACAGAGCAAGAAAGUUCACUGAUUCUAGCACAUUCUCCUUUCGCAAAAUGAACACUGCGUACGCGCAGUACUAGAA